Lynx canadensis (Canada lynx) is the source of this 2755-nucleotide messenger RNA. RefSeq names its product axin 1 (gene AXIN1). Gene Ontology annotation, biological process: negative regulation of canonical Wnt signaling pathway. The record is from RefSeq and is a predicted model, not a curated record. NCBI's taxonomy places the organism in Eukaryota, Metazoa, Chordata, Mammalia, Carnivora, Felidae.
AGCUGUAAGUACUGAUUAUUAGGGUGCAGCGCUCAUUGUACAGUGACGCAGGAUCCCACAAUGAGUAUCCAAGAGCAGGGUUUCCCUUUGGACCUUGGAGCGAGUUUCACCGAAGAUGCCCCCCGACCCCCAGUGCCUGGUGAGGAGGGUGAACUGGUGUCCACAGACCCCAGGCCCAUCAGCCACAGCUUCUGCUCCGGGAAGGGUGCCGGGGUUAAAGGUGAGACUUCAGCAGCCACACCAAGGCGCUCGGAUCUGGACCUGGGGUAUGAGCCUGAGGGCAGCGCCUCCCCCACCCCGCCAUACUUGAAGUGGGCUGAGUCGUUGCACUCGUUACUGGACGAUCAAGAUGGGAUAAACCUGUUUAGGACUUUCCUGAAGCAGGAGGACUGUGCUGACCUGCUGGACUUCUGGUUCGCCUGCAGCGGCUUCAGGAAGCUGGAGCCCUGUGACUCGAAUGAGGAAAAGAGGCUGAAGUUGGCCAAAGCCAUUUACCGCAAAUAUAUCCUCGAUAACAACGGCAUCGUAUCCAGGCAAACUAAGCCAGCUACCAAGAGCUUCAUAAAGGACUGCAUCAUGAAGCAGCUGAUAGAUCCUGCCAUGUUUGACCAGGCCCAGACGGAGAUCCAGUCCACCAUGGAAGAAAACACCUACCCCUCCUUCCUCAAGUCUGAUAUUUAUUUGGAAUAUACGAGGACAGGCUCGGAGAGCCCAAAGCUCUGUAGUGACCAGAGCUCUGGGUCGGGGACAGGGAAGGGCAUACCUGGAUACCUGCCCACUUUGAAUGAAGAUGAGGAAUGGAAGUGUGACCAGGACCUGCACGAAGACAGCGGCAGAGACCCUGCUCCCCCCGGCAGGCUCACGCAGAAGCUGCUUCUGGAGACGGCUGCCCCGCGGGCCUCCUCAAGUAGACGGUCCAGCGAAGGCAGAGAAUUCAGGUGCGGGUCCUGGCGGGAGCCUGCCAACCCCUACUACGUCAGCUCCGGCUACGCCCUCGCCCCGGCCACCAGUGCCAACGACAGUGAGCAGCAGAGCCUAUCCAGUGAUGCCGACAGCCUGUCCCUCACCGACAGCAGCGUGGAUGGAGUCCCGCCAUACAGGACCCGUAAGCAGCACACCGCCCGGGAGAUGCAAGAGAGCGUCCAGCUCAACGGGCGGGUGCCCCUACCUCACAUCCCUCGCACUUACCGAAUGCCAAAGGAAGUCCGCGUGGAGCCCCAGAAGUUCGCCGCGGAGCUCAUCCACCGCCUGGAGGCCAUCCAGCGGACACGGGAGGCCGAGGAGAAGCUGGAGGAGCGGCUGAAACGCGUCCGGAUGGUGAGAAGAGGUGAGGAUGGUGACAUGCCCUCUGGUCCCCCGGGGGCCACUCAUAAGCUGCCUUUGGCCACAGCCUGGCACCACUUCCCGCCCCGCUAUGCAGACGUGGGCUGCGUGGGUCUGCGGGACGCGCACGAGGAGAACCCUGAGAGCAUCCUGGAUGAGCAUGUGCAGCUCAUGAGGACGCCGGGCUGUCAGUCGCCGGGGCCCGGCCACCGUUCCCCUGACAGCGGGCACGUGCCCAAGAUUGUGGGGGUCCUAGGGGGCGUGCCCCCUGGGCACAGUAAGCACGCACCUAAGUCCGGGGUGAAGCUGGACGCAGCCGGCCCACACCUGCACAGGCACGGCCACCACCACAGUCACCACGGGGCGGCCAGGCCCAAGGAGCAGGCUGAGGCUGAGGCCGCCCGCCGCAUCCCGGGCAGCUUCUCUUGGGGCCCGGAGCUGCACGGCCACACAGCCAAGCCCCGUAGCCACUCAGAGAGCGUGGGCACCGCCCCCAAUGCCAGCGAUAGCCUGGCCUACAGCGGGAAGUCUGGCACUGCCUCCAGAAGAAACGCCAAGAAGGCGGAGUCAGGGAAGAGCGGGAGCGAGGUGCCUGGCCCCUCGGAAGACGCGGAGAAGAACCAAAAGAUCAUGCAGUGGAUCAUCGAGGGGGAGAAGGAGAUCAGCCGGCACCGCAAGGCUGGCCACGGGUCUUCCGGUGCCAAGAAGCAGCAGGUGCACGAGAGCCCCAGGCCCUUGUCCGUGGAGCGUCCCGGGGCCGUGCACCCUUGGGUCAGCGCUCAGCUUCGCAACUCCGUCCAGCCCUCUCACCUCUUCGUUCAAGACCCCACCAUGCCACCCAACCCAGCCCCCAACCCUCUGACCCAGCUGGAGGAGGCCCGCAGGCGCCUGGAGGAGGAAGAGAAGAGAGCCAGCAAAUUACCCUCAAAGCAGAGGUAUGUGCAGGAGGUCAUCCAGCGGGGGCGCUCCUGUGUCAGGCCAGCGUGCACACCUGUGCUGAGCGUGGUGCCAGCCGUGUCCGACUUGGAGCUCUCGGAGACAGAGUCGAAGUCGCAGAGGAAGGCGGGCAGUGGGAGCGCCCAGCCGUGUGACAGCAUCGUGGUGGCCUAUUACUUCUGCGGGGAGCCCAUCCCGUACCGGACCCUGGUGCGGGGCCGAGCCGUCACUCUGGGCCAGUUCAAGGAGCUGCUGACCAGGAAGGGCAACUACAGAUACUACUUCAAGAAGGUGAGCGACGAGUUUGACUGCGGUGUGUUUGAGGAGGUUCGGGAAGAUGAGACCGUCCUGCCGGUCUUUGAGGAGAAGAUCAUCGGCAAGGUGGAGAAGGUGGACUGACCCGCCAGCCGGGCCUCCGCGCCAGGUUGGGCCCUCGUCAGGCAGGGCCAGGGCGGCCUCCGAGGGUCCUGUGGGUCACCUGCUUGGCGUGUAUGCA